Messenger RNA from Macroventuria anomochaeta, 1185 nucleotides. RefSeq lists its product as uncharacterized. The transcript has 3 exons. NCBI's taxonomy places the organism in Eukaryota, Fungi, Ascomycota, Dothideomycetes, Pleosporales, Didymellaceae. The record is from RefSeq and is a predicted model, not a curated record. Bases 1 to 1185 code for a protein of 394 amino acids.
AUGUCUUCAGCUGCUGGGGUACAUUUCAGACCUCCACCAAUCAUUGAGUGUAUCUCGCAAGGCAACUGUCUCGGCAUUGGGCGGAAAGUCUUCAACCCUCACCAGAUCUGCACCAACUGUCUUACGCGACACGACCCUCAACAGCUACGUACCUGGGCUAACAAUAACCGUACAGCACUCGCUCUCAUUGACGAAGAGGUCCGUCGCAAGCAUACUGUCAGGCAAAACAUCGAAGCACACAGUCGCUAUCUCUGCGCCUUCGAAGACCCAGACUUCGAGUACCGCAGGUGGCGGCGGCGUGACUUGAACCUUCGAGGGACCCGCCUCACCUGCAAAGUCGUCCGCAGGAAAGGAGCGGCUUGUGCAAGGUGUUGGAGGAGGCAUCUGCAGAAGAUUGGCAUCGUACAAUACUUCACGCCAAGUGGGUUAUGUCAUGAAGAAGCGGACAAAGUCGUGUCGUCGAGAUUGAAACAGAAGACCCGUCGCUUGAUGUCCGAAUCCGACGCCCCACCAGAUAUGCUGGGCCCACCACCAAGGCCUCAUUGUGCUUUUGGAACCGCCUGCAAUUCUCGUCCAGAAGGACAAGAAAGAGGUCCGAAUAUUUGCGCCUGGUGCAAGAACAUGAGCUUCGAUGCUCUAUACGAGCGAGCAGCGUCUCAUCCUUACAGACGCCAUCUGAACCGUCUUAUUGAUGCAUACAAGCAUCAGCUUGAGCAUGACAGCAACGAACGCAUUAGCAAAGGAUGGUCCAACCUCUGCGCCUGUAAGAAUCCGGAAUACCGCUUCGACACGUGGCGGCGCAGCUUCAAUCCUAAAGACACUCGGCUGUGUGGCACAGUGCGGCACCGUGGCCAGCUAUGCGCGCGCUGCUACCAGAAAGCUCAGGAGCAGGGCUGCCCUUGGCUCGCAGAGUUUGAUGGAGAUAGACUUGGAUUCCCGUGCGUAUUUGAGGACCCCCGGCUGAACAGAGCUGUCGACCGUAACUGGAAGACUGGUCCAUUGGACGAUCAGGGAAAUGCAGAUUCACACUGGGAGAAGGACCCACGGAGGCAUGGUCGAUGUGGAAGGAGGAGAGAAAGAAACAGCCUGUGUCAGCGAUGCUUCAACCGCAUGUGUGAGAUCAAGAGGUUUGGAAGAUACUUUGACCCUGAUUGGGGUACACUACGCCAGAGCUUCGGGCUGUGA